Messenger RNA from Alternaria alternata, 590 nucleotides. RefSeq names its product ribosomal protein L22e. The coding region runs from base 61 to 441 and encodes 126 amino acids. Gene Ontology annotation, biological process: cytoplasmic translation. Gene Ontology annotation, molecular function: structural constituent of ribosome; RNA binding. Gene Ontology annotation, cellular component: ribosome. The transcript is spliced from 3 exons. NCBI's taxonomy places the organism in Eukaryota, Fungi, Ascomycota, Dothideomycetes, Pleosporales, Pleosporaceae. The record is from RefSeq and is a predicted model, not a curated record.
UCUACGACAGACGCAGGAUAUCCAUUUCUUUGCGCUCCCCACCUCCUCCAAACCGCCAAAAUGUCCACAACCAAGCGCAGCACCGCCGCCAAGAAGGGCCAGAAGAUCACCAAGAAGUUCAUCAUCAACUGCUCGCAGCCCGUCAACGACAAGAUCUUCGACAUCCAGGCUUUCGAGAAGUUCCUCCACGACCGCAUCAAGGUCGAGGGCCGCACUGGUAACCUUGGCGACACCAUCCAGAUCAGCCAGCAGGGCGAUGGCAAGAUCGAGGUCAUUGCGCACCAGGAGUUCUCCGGCCGCUACUUGAAGUACCUCACCAAGAAGUUCCUCAAGAAGCAGCAGCUCCGUGACUGGCUCCGCGUCGUUUCCACCUCCAAGGGCGUCUACGAGCUCCGCUUCUUCAACGUUGUUAACGACGAGGCGGAUGAGGAUGACGAGUAGAUCUACGAUACCACUUGAUGAUACCAACAUGGCUUGCAUAGAAUGGAGUCUAAGGUUCGGAAAAUGAGAUGGGUGGAGGUCUACAUGGCAUAUAGCACGAUCUAAUGAAUUGAUGCAUUUGCCAACGACAAGUUAUUAUGCAUAUGUGC